ACCAAUCUGCCAUCAGUAUUAAUCGGCAUAUGGCACCGUAUAUUCUGUUAUAAACCGGGCUUUUAUUACGAUUUUUAAUUUUAAUAUGUGAAAAUUAAUUUGUUUUUAAAAAAAUUAUGAGUUAUAAAAUAAAAUUAUUUUGUUUUUGGUUUUUAAUCAAUUGUUACAUAGAAACAAGUUCUGGAAUUAUUUUAAAAUCAUAUUUCUCCCAACAUGGAUUACACGGUGAAAUAAUUUUCACAUACUUACCAUCGACACACAUCAAAUUAACCGCCCAUUUAAAACCAACAAUUGAGUAUCCAAAUCAAAUAUUUGAUUGGGGAAUUCAUGAAUUCCCCGUCGAUUAUACAUUAUUGGAAAAUCGUUGUAACGAUGAAAAUAUUGGUAAAGAAAUAUUUAGUUUCACCGAUAAAUAUGGAUUUUUAAGUAUACCAGAAAAUCAAACUACCGAAUUUAUAAUCAAAGAUGUUCUGGAAAUUACGGGAGAAAAAGGAUUGUAUGGGAAAUCGUUGGUGUUAAUAGCGACUGAUUCAAAUCGAAGAAUAUGUUCGGGGAUUACUGUUGAAGAUAAGUCAAUGGAGAAUAUUGCAAUUGCAACAUUUACGUCACCGAUUGCCGGAACAAUACAGUUUCGUUGGAUCGCUACGACCUUUAACCAUAGAGAUACGUUAAUCCAAACGGAUUUGUUCCACAUUCAGUAUAAUGGAACUACAUAUCGGGAUAGUUUUACUUACUCCGAACAUAAGUGGAAAGUUUUUGUGACUGAUAUUUUGGAAUCGGAUAAAGAGAAAUAUAAUUGUAAUAGUUUACAAGCUGUGUUCGAUCCAAAGAAUGACGGUGAUGGUCGGGCAGUGGGAGAUAUUGAUAAUCGUAUUGGUAAAAUAAAGGUUGCUAAAUAUUAUGAAAAAACGAAACAUAAAGAGUUAUUCAGAGAUGAACGAUUAUUUUUGUUGCCGAGUGAUAUUAAGGGUCCUAAACGACAAAUGUAUGUUGUAAUUUUCGAUGAUCAUCAUUUAGAAAGUUUUAGUGCUUGUGCGAAAAUUCAAUAUCAGGAGCCAGUUACUUCAAGGGUUUUAAUUCAAUCGAAUGGUAUGAAAGGGGAUGUAAUUUUUCGACAAAAUUCAAAAUUCGAUCCAACAUUUAUCACAAUUGAUAUAACUAGCGCACGAGGUGAUUUAGAAUCGAAAAUUAUUUUUGGAUCUAUCGUUGGCGGUUACAAAAUUCAUGAAUUACCAAGACUGCCAUUAAAUACUUUAAAAAAUGAUUCAAUUUGUUCCACAACAAAAAAAAUAUUUAAUCCAACAAAUAUGGAAAAUGACGAUCGUACUCCACCUCCAGGUUAUGGUACCCAAGAUCAAUAUCCCGUGGGUGAUUUAUCAGGAAAACUGUUAAAUCGAAAUAAUGCUACAGAUUUAAUUCCUGGCACACAAGAGUUGCGGGGAGUUUAUUGGGAUAUAUUUUUACCACUUCAAGGACCUUAUUCAAUUGUCCAUCGAUCCUUAGUUAUAUAUCGGUUAAACGAUACAAACGAUGAUCAUUCUGGAAUUGUACCAUGGAUUUGUGGAAAUAUCGUCCUAUACGAUCGAUAUCUAAAAUAUCAAAUACCAAUUUUUAGUGCACGAGUUAUUUUUCGAUAUCCAUUAGUGGGAUCAAUAUUAUUCCGGCAGAGGCGAGAUGAACCAUUUUCUGAUACAACAAUUAUUAUUGAAAAAUUGGUUCAUGCUGAUGGGGCUCAGUUAAAUGACACGUUCGAACACAGAUGGGCUAUCCAUGAAUUAACAACGGGAAAAGAUUUUUACAAUUGGACUGGUAGAUGUUUGUCUGCAGGAGAUGUGUACAAUCCUUAUAAAGUACUUUUUGAUGAAAAAAAUCCCAGUGAAAAAUGUACUCCUGCAACUAGUGGACUUUGUAGAUUAGGAGAUUUAUCUUCCAGACUAAGUCCGUUAGAUAUUGCUGGUCGAAAUGUUAAUGGAACAAAAGUAUCGCGAAAAAUGUAUACAGUACAAAAUUUACCUUUAAGCGGCCAUCACAGUAUUUUACAAAAAUCUUUGAUAAUUUAUGACGAUCAUGGACCAGUUGCACGAGGUGAAAGAUUAGCUUGUUCUGUUAUUUACGGGCUGUAUCGUCGAAAAGCCGUUGUCAAAGAUUGGUAUGGAAAUGGAGAUCCAUUAACAGUCAAAGGAAAAAUUGAAUUUUUCCAACAAACUGAAUACGAUGUAACAAAUGUCGAAGUUGAUUUACAAGGACUCAAAGAAAAUAGCGGUUAUCACAUUCAUAUGGUUUCGAUUCAAUCUGAUUUAGAAUUUCCAUGUGAAGAUACAACUGUUUAUGGCCACUGGAAUCCUUUGAGCGUUAAUCCAAAUCACUCACCAAAAUAUUAUCAUGGUACGACCGAUGAAUAUGAAAUGGGUGAUUUGAGUGGAAAAUUUGGAACAUUGGAUUCCGUUGAAACAUUUACCAGCACCUAUAAUGACACUUUACUCCCGUUAUUUGGAACUCAAGCGAUUAUUGGUCGAUCGGUUGUAAUUCAUAAAAAGGAGAAAAAUAAACGAUGGGCUUGUUCGACAAUUGAACGUGGCUAUAGUCCGUCUGAGGCACGAGAAUUACGAGCAAUUGCUUCGUUUCAUCAUCCCGAUGGAUUUGCUUAUGGGUAUAUUCGAAUGACUCAACUGGUUCAUAAUGAUGGAAGUAAAAGUGAAACCGUUAUCGAAGUUAAUUUACGACAUCCUGGUGUUAAUGAUCGUAAUGUUACAAGAAAUCAUAAUUGGAAUAUAUACGUAAAUCCCGUAGGAGUCGACGCUGCUGUUAAAGUCUACGCUACUCGAUGUGUGGCCGGUGGAUAUAUUUGGAACCCGUACUACACUCAACUUGCUGACCCUCUAAAUCAAGAAUUAUAUCGUGAAGAAUGCGCACCCGAUAAUCCUUUACGAUGUUAUGUAGGAGAUCUGUCUGGACGUUUGGGUACUAUUGAUAUUGGUUUAAAACGUCAAGUGUUCACAGAUUCAAAUACUCCAUUGGAGGGUGAUGAAACGGCGAUUGGACGAUCGAUUGUAAUUCUUAGUCCAAAUAAAGGAAGUGAACGAUUUGCUUGCGCAAAUAUUGAGCCUGAUUAUGAUAUUAUUAAAUACUCGAAUAUUGAAAAACCGCCACGAUUUGUUUUGGCUCAAUUUAUUGAUGAUAUACGUACGGUAAUGGGUGUACCCGAAUGGAUGAUAACCGUAGACUCCAGGCAAACGAAAAUUUUACACAAUGGAUAUUGUAUACAAUUUUUAUUACACUUUAAAGGACCAAUCGCAAAUCAAUUAGAAAUCGAUUAUACUCGAUUGAUCAUCAAUGGUCGAUUGGAUUCACCAACAUUGUACAUUCCGGGGUAUUUUAAUAAGAAGCGUAAACCAACGCUUUCGUAUCGUCAGUGUGGUGUUACAGAUCCAAAUGAAAAACGAUCGAAAAAGAAAAAUAGGUUUUCAUUCUCGCAGAGUAGUGGCCAAUAUUUGGGAAGUUCGAAGAGGUUGAUUAUUUUAAUAUUUGUGUAUAUUUGUAUUUUUAAAGACUGAACUAUAAAUAAAUAUAUUUUAAAUUAU
Molecule: messenger RNA, 3581 nt
Organism: Chrysoperla carnea
Lineage: Eukaryota; Metazoa; Arthropoda; Insecta; Neuroptera; Chrysopidae
Gene: Rsod
Exons: 11
Coding region: 117-3554 (1145 amino acids)
Biological process (GO): superoxide metabolic process
Molecular function (GO): metal ion binding
Source: RefSeq, a predicted model, not a curated record